Messenger RNA from Stylophora pistillata, 1181 nucleotides. RefSeq names its product transient receptor potential cation channel subfamily V member 4. Gene Ontology annotation, molecular function: calcium channel activity. Gene Ontology annotation, biological process: calcium ion import across plasma membrane. NCBI's taxonomy places the organism in Eukaryota, Metazoa, Cnidaria, Anthozoa, Scleractinia, Pocilloporidae. The record is from RefSeq and is a predicted model, not a curated record. Gene Ontology annotation, cellular component: plasma membrane.
UUUAUCUUUAGGAAGCUUUGCAGCAUCCUGUGGUCAGAAUGUUAAUUAAAUCAAAAUGGAGAAGCUAUGGACACUUGUUUCUGAGUCUCCAAGCAGCAUUGUUUUGCAUCUUCUUGCUGUUCAUGUCAUAUUCUCUGCUGCAUGCUUCAACCAAACUGGACCCCACCCAGUACAGUGAUGCACUGGACUCACUGCGUGGAUUUUGUGAAGUUUUCACUCUACUUAUGGUUGUGUUUUACAUCUGUGAGGAAAUAAAUCAGAUUAGAAUAGAGCGGCGUUCUUAUUUCACAGAGUGGAUGACUCUGUUUGACUGGUUAGGCCUGCUGUUGAUCUUAUGUAUAAUACCGUUACGAUACAUGGAUCAUAAAGCUCAGUGGAUGAUGACAUCUUUGGCCUUCUUGAUCAACUUCAUGAGGAUCUUUAAGUUUUCAUGCGUGUCAAGGACUACAGGAUUAUACACACAAACCUUGGCCAAAAUCAUAUUACAUGACGUCACAAGAUACAUGGCAGUUUUUAUUGUGAUCUUUUUCUCUUUCUGUGGGGCAUUGACUUUAUCACUCUGUUACUCGGGAUCCAGGGAAACUCAAGAACUUCGUGGCUUUGGAGACGUCUUGUGGAGCGGAUUUCGAGCACUGUCUGAUCAGUAUCCAAUGGUUGAAGACUACUCAACUUUCAACUGGCUGUCAGUUCUGCUGAUGAUGGCGUACAUGGGGACAGUGACUGUAAUUCUACUCAACAUUCUCAUUGCACAAAUGAGCACGACCUACACUCAGGCCAAGAAAGUCGCUCGUCUGGAAUAUGAUGUGGAUCGGAUUUUCCAACUUACUCGCAUGGAGAGAUUUCCCUUUCUGAAUUUGCGUGUGAAGUAUUACAAGGAGGGAGGCUGGAUCAGUGAAAUGAAUCUCGCAAAAGGGAAAUGAUGAGAAAGAUGGUUAAACAGAUGAGGCCUCAACAAGAUUAAAAUGGUGUUAAUGGCGGAGGUGUUAAAGGUGUUAAAGGUGUUAAUGGCUCACCACCUUAUCAACUCCGCCAUUAACACCUUUAUCAACUCGAGAGUUGCUGACCAGCAUCCAUUGCAGGUGUUGGAAAGAUUGGCGAAAAAUUAUGUAACCCGAGUAGUCAUACGCUUCAAGGACCAAGACUCCGCUAACAUUGUUAAGACGCAGUUGAAAGACCUUAGC